AUGACGUCUGGACUGGAUAAGGAGAAUGCGAUAGCAGAUACCGGCGCAGUGCCACCCUUCGUUGCCGGCGCCAAAACAGCGCCCAAGGACAAGAAGUCUCGAAGCAAAAGUUUAGGUCCUGGUGGUUUGGAUGCUCUACAGCAUUCAAAUGGUAACCGUCGCCAGUCAACAGCCUCUUUCCCUCUGAAAUCAAUCCUCAAGCCUACAGUCCCAGUAUCUCCAGUGCGCAAAAUCCCGACUUUUGAAGAGACUCGUCGCCGUACCCCAGCUCGCGAUGCAUCAAGCCAAAAAGGCAACACUGGUACCCAAAACCAGGAAGGGCUUCUUAUCGAUUUCGCGACCCCACCUCAGCCUGCUGCCUCAACUUCUGAUGAUACCACCAAUCCAUUCGACACGUUCAAUGCCACCUCAGCCAUUCGCGAUGAAAUGGCUGCCACCAAAGAACGCGAUGAUAAGGAACGUAAGGAACGCGAACGCCAGACAAUUCUAGAGAAGCGAGAGGCACGACGGAAAUCUAUGGCAAAUCGGCGCGUUUCCUUUGCCCCGGAGGCUACACUGCACACUUGGAAUGUUGUCGAGAUCCCCGAUGAUUCAACUUCCUCGUCAGCUGCCAACUCGACCAGACGUGCCUCUUCUACCCCAAAUACCCAGCAACCACAGCAAUCUCCGCAGAAAGAAGGCUCUUCCUCCCCCGAGAGAGAUGCUGAAUCCGAUUUUGGAUUUUCGCCAGUUCGCCGGGAGGAUCUCGAACAAAUGAGAGGCCAAUCUGCAUCUUCUGGGGAAGCCGAGGGCCCGACUGAUAUGUCCUCUAGUCCUUUCAGUGGAAGCUCUGUUUCUGGAAGUGAAGACACAGGCGCGCAGAGUUUAGUUGAAGAGGAUGCGCAUUCAUCAGAAUCCGAAGAUGGCUUCGAUGCUGAAAGCACUGCUAUGAGCAUAGAUGAUAUGACAGCACGCUCUGCUGCAACUAUGCGAUCAGAUGAAACUUCUAGCUCCAGUUCUAGUGCCAAGCUCAACGAGGCUUUGCGCCUCGCCGCGAAAGAAGCUGGCACCGAGGCCAUCGACGAUGAAAACGGAGAAAUGACAAUGGAGAUUGCCGACGAAGAAAUUACAGGCGCUUUUCAACCGUGGAUCAAGAAAGGCCAGAGCUUCGACUGGGAUGAUAUCAGUGCACGCCUUGAUCAAGAAAACGUGAAUCCAUUAAAGGAUGCAUCAGCAGAAGUUGAAGCACAUUCGGAGAUGGGCGAUGAAGAUGAAGAGCUUAGUAUGGAUGUGACCAAUGCUAUUGGGCGUAUUUUAGGCAAUGGACGUCGGAAGAGUGCUGUUCCUAGGAAGUCUUUAGGCCAGGAAACAAGCUAUGAUGAUCAAACGAUGGAAAUGACUACUAUGGUUGGAGGUAUUGCCGAAGGUCACUCCGCUCAACCCGAAAACGAAAUGGAAGACGAUGACAAUGAGGACGAGGAAAUGACCAUGGAGUUCACUGCGGCUGUUGGAGGACUCUUGAAUAGAGGAUCUCAUCAAACUGCACAUACCGUUGAACAGCCGGCCGCAUCAAGUCCAAAAUCGGAUCGUAUGGAUUUUGAACAAGACAAUGACUCCGAUGAAGGCAUGGAUAUGGAGAUGACGGGCGCCGUUGGUGGCAUUCUGCCAUCUGCUUUCCAAGUCCAGGACAAGGGCCAAGCCAAAGCACUAAUGGAGCUUGAGUCUGACUCUGGACAGCUUGGGAGCUCAUCUUUCCAAAACAACGUUCGAAAGUCUCCUGCUAAGUCUCCCGCCAAAUCUCCCCUCACCCACGUUGCUGCUGUAGCAUCCGAGAAUGGAAGCCCUAGUCUUGCAAGCGUUCGUUCCCGACCAUCGCGCCGGAGUUCUAUCGCCACCUCAAGCACGCCUGGAACCCCAAGGUCUGCAAUUAAAAGCAAUUCUCCAUCUAAAAAGCCAUCAACCCCCUCGAAGCAGUUAACGCCUCAACAAAAACCCACCACCCCCACCAAAACUCCCCCGUCUGCCAAUGUGAGCUUUAGGAGUGCCUCUCCGAAAAAGCUGUUUCAGCCCGAACUCAGACAUUCUGCGGAUAGAAGGCAUUCUUUGCGGCGAAGCAUUUUUGAACAAAAUGCGGCCACGGGACAAUCGACGCCUCGCAUUGUUUUGCAGCCUCGCGAAGCCCGUCGCUCCUCUGGACUUGGAAUUGACAAGGAAGGCCUUGGGUCUCCUCGUGUAGCUGAGAUUUUGGACAGACGUCCGUCUCUUGGAGACAGCACGCCACAGUUCGUACCGCAGGAACAUAAACGUGGCGGGGUGCGUUUCGAGGACCCCCUUAAGAUGCAGGAAGAUGAAGAUCGGGACCGCGAAGAAGAGGAGCUGAGGGAAGAUGGUCAUACCCCUCCUCAAGUUCCAAAUGGUGAUGUGACCUCGAACCUCAGGGAUAUGAUUUCAAAACUCAGUCCAAAGAAGAACAAAAUCGGCAGCCGAAAAAGUCUUCACGUCGGUGCAGCUCGAGGCAUUUUAGGCAAACGCCCCCUUGAGCUUGACCUGGAUGAAGAUUCAGAAAACUCCCCUGACCCCAAGAGGCUUCGUGGGAGGGAUGUCAGCCCGGUCAAAGGUGUGAAGUUGCCAGCACCGACAAUGAAUGAGAAUAAAAGCCGCCGAUCAAUUCGAUCUCCCCUCCGCAGAGCUCAUAGUUCUUCACCAUUCAAAGGAUCGCCGCUUAAAGGAAGCACUACUCCUACUCAAGAGCCCCGCGGAGCCCCGAAAACGGGCGCGACACCGCUUAAAGAGGGAAUUGAUGCCUUGCACAUUGCUUCCGAUCCUCAACAGCCUGAUCCAAAUGACGAGGAUGCUUCAGGCCAGGACGAGGCAGCCUCUGAUUUUGAAUCUAUUCAGCUUCAAGACUUUUUAAAUAUGACCAACAUCCAUUUCAUGGAACUCACAACGACAAAGAGGAGGCAUACCACUGCGCCCGGAAGUGCUAAGAAACGGUUGUCCAGACCUUCGAGUGAGAAUGUGGCGAAGGCAGGAACGAUCACGUUCGACGAUUGCGUAGCUGCUGGAUUCUGCACGGUUCCUAUGCUUGAGCUAUAUCAACACUCAUGUCGUGAAUUGAAGUCUUACAUUUCUGAAGGUCGACAAGUGAUCCGAUCUAUUGAAGCAGAGACUUACACCGACAAUCCACCUCUCUUCCGCGAAUAUGUCACAGCCCCGCCAGAUAUUCGUGUGAUUAUGGAUAACCAGUUCCGUAAUGUGAAGACGCAUGCGCGAUUUCUCAGUAAAGCUACAUGGUAUGAAUGGCGCAUGAAGCUCUUAGAAGGCCUGAUGCAAGGUCUUCAUCGCCAUGUAGAUGAUAUGAAGGCCGAUGAUGAGUUGCUUUCUAAGCGCGAGGAACUCCUGGGCACUCAUGUGCCUCCCCUGGUAGAAAAGCACGCAACACUCGAAGGUGUAGCAACAAAUCUACAGCAAUCAGUGGAGGAGAUGGAGAAUUGCGAUCAAGAUGAGCUGCGAGAAAUACGCCAAAAACUGUCCAACAUUGAGGAUGAAAUAGAGGCCAAGAAGCGCGAGCUUCAACAACUACAGGGAGAGACCGAGGAGAAGACCAACAUAAUAGAAGCUGGUACGGAGAUUCGCGAAGAAUAUAUGGCUCAGAUCCAGGAAGCCGAGAAGGUCAAAGAAGAAUGCCGAGGUUGGAGUGCUCGUGAUAUCAGGGAGCUUAAAGCAUCCGUCCACAAGAUCGAGCGACAGACAGGAUGGUCUAUCACCUCUGCAUCCCCUGGAACAGACUCUUCCAGUGUCCCCAUGUUGACCAUGUCAUACCGAGGACAACUACAAAUCAAAUUCCACCCAGGCGCAUUCGCUACAAACAACUCCAAUGCCGCCGACAAGACCAAUCUUCCACUCGAGCUGACUUUCACCAGCAAGAAAGCGGCUUCUGCAAUCGCUUCUCUGGUAUUGCAGUCCAUGCAACAAUAUCUCCCUACUAUCCAGCAAUCUAAGAUUGCUUCCAAACAACUCCUCCACUUCAUCUCUACUGCAUGGGACCGCACUCUUGGUCUCGAAAAUGAAGCUCGCAUGCUCGAAUUCUGCGGUGUCACUCGCCUGACCCUUUCAGAUCCCAAGAACAACAUCUCCCUACGGGCACGCUGUACCCUCCUCGGCAAUGGUAUUCCAUCAACAUCAACGCCGAGCCGCAAAGGCGCCGCGACCCAAAACAAAGGCGCCAAGCGUAUAGAUGUCGACUUUACCGUCCGCACAUGUAUUAAUACAAACAAGGAUGCCACUGAGGGAAUUGGUGGUAUGGACUUCAACAUUGACGUCCUUGCGACGAAGGUUUAUGGCUUCGGUUCUGGAAAUAAGUCCGGUCUUCCAGACAAGGAUAUGCAAAGCAUACUUGGCAAGGGACUUGAUGAUGCAGAGGCUGGUGCUCUUGGGAAUGGUGUUUGGUGUAAGGCGGUUCAACAACUUACCGGGUCUGUGUUUUAG
This is a messenger RNA of Penicillium angulare, 4467 nucleotides long. RefSeq names its product kinetochore-microtubule binding complex subunit SPC105. The transcript is spliced from 4 exons. NCBI's taxonomy places the organism in Eukaryota, Fungi, Ascomycota, Eurotiomycetes, Eurotiales, Aspergillaceae. The coding region runs from base 1 to 4467 and encodes 1488 amino acids. Gene Ontology annotation, biological process: protein localization to kinetochore; mitotic spindle assembly checkpoint signaling; mitotic sister chromatid biorientation. The record is from RefSeq and is a predicted model, not a curated record.